Harmonia axyridis is the source of this 1505-nucleotide messenger RNA. RefSeq names its product histone acetyltransferase KAT8 (gene mof). Gene Ontology annotation, molecular function: histone acetyltransferase activity. The transcript is spliced from 6 exons. The record is from RefSeq and is a predicted model, not a curated record. The coding region runs from base 51 to 1433 and encodes 460 amino acids. Gene Ontology annotation, biological process: regulation of DNA-templated transcription. Lineage: Eukaryota; Metazoa; Arthropoda; Insecta; Coleoptera; Coccinellidae.
CAAUUUUCUAUGCAUUCUUCGCGUAUUUCGGCUUGCGCAUAUUAAUUACCAUGAAAAUGUCUGAAUCUGAGAUUUCAAACGUAAACAAAAAUUUGGAUACAAACGAAACAACUAAUAUGAAAAAAAAAUCAGAAACUGACACCAAACCUUCAGUGAAUCAAGAUGAAGAUUCCGAAGGAACAGAAGAACAACCUUUGGACAUAGGAGAAAAUUAUGUAGUCCAAAGAUCUGCUGAUUCCUGGCAUCCUGCCGAAAUAAUUCAAACUAGAUAUAAUGACACAGAACAGCAAUAUGAAUAUUAUGUUCAUUAUGAUGGAUACAAUAGGCGAUUGGAUGAAUGGGUACCAAGAGGACGAAUUAUGUCUUCUAGAUUCAAUAUGGGGGAAGGUGGUCAAAAGAUGAACUCUGAAAAAGGUUGGAAAGAUGGACCAGUUGUUACAGAUUUAUUAUCAGAUAGUACAGACCGAAAAAUCACAAGAAACCAGAAAAGACGGCACGAUGAAAUCAACCAUAUUCAAAAAAGUUAUGCUGAGAUGGAUCCCACAACAGCAGCUCUUGAGAAGGAACAUGAACAAAUCACAAAAGUUAAAUAUAUAGAUAGGAUUCAAAUUGGAAGAUUUGAAAUUGAUACAUGGUAUUUUAGUCCAUAUCCUGAAGAGUAUGGUAGACAGAGCAAACUUUGGAUAUGUGAAUAUUGCCUGAAAUAUAUGAGAUUGGAAAAAAGUUAUAGGUAUCACAUGAGCGAGUGUACCUGGAGACAACCUGUUGGAAAAGAAAUUUAUCGUAAAGGCACUCUUUCUGUGUAUGAAGUUGAUGGGAGAGACCACAAAGUUUAUUGCCAAAAUCUAUGUCUCCUUGCGAAGUUAUUUUUAGAUCAUAAAACACUUUAUUUUGAUGUUGAACCUUUUCUGUUUUACAUAUUAUGCGAAGUUGACAAACAUGGUGCCCAUGUUGUUGGAUAUUUCUCAAAGGAAAAAGAAUCUCCUGAUGGUAAUAACGUUGCCUGCAUUUUGACAUUGCCCCCUUACCAAAGACAAGGUUAUGGAAAAUUGCUCAUUGCAUUCAGUUACGAAUUAUCAAGACUCGAAGGCAAUGUCGGUAGUCCAGAACAACCUUUGAGUGAUCUUGGAAAAUUGAGUUAUCGCAGUUAUUGGAGUUGGGUUUUACUUGAAAUCCUAAGAGAUUUUAGAGGGACGCUUUCAAUUAAGGAUCUAAGUCAGAUGACUAGCAUAACUCAAACGGAUAUAAUUUCUACGUUGCAAAGUAUGAAUAUGGUGAAAUAUUGGAAGGGACAGCAUGUUAUUUGUGUAACACCGAAAUUGGUAGAGGAGCAUAUAAGAUCCAGCCAAUACAAGAGACCUCGUUUAUGUGUAGAUAACAGUGCACUCAGGUGGACACCACGCAGACACAACAAUAAAUUAAACAAAAAAUGAAUUGGAGUUUUAUUUUUUUGAAAAUUGACUGUUAUUGUUUGAAUUAAUGUGAUAAAGUUUUUUUCAUAGAAA